AUGGCGCAGAUUUCAUUAGAACAAAAAGGUGUGAUGGAAGAGGGAGAUUAUCAAGAUCAAGCCUUAAAUUUAAAUCCUAAUGCCUAUAACAAUGAAGUUUCAACGAGUGACUACUGUCAACCCACAAAAGCUGGACUUAUCAAAGCUGAAAGUGUUGUGGAAUCUGACAGUAAAGAAAGUGAAAAUGAUGACUUUGAUGUUUCCAAAAAAACACUUACCAGAGAAUCUUUACAUGACAAGGAAGUAAUAUAUGUACCUCUCUCUCUAAUGAAUAAGAGUAAAGUUAUCAAAUUAAAGAAAAAUCCCUCAUCAAUUGUUAUAGAAAAGCAUGAUUGUGUGCAGGUUGAUGUUUUUCUACAAGCAAAUGAGAAGAUUUCCCUUGAUGCAAAAAGUAUUGUAGAAAAAACAAAAAAACCUUACUCUGUGAAAGGGAGCUUUGGUGAAGUUUUGAAAAUCAAGGAUCAACCCAUUGUAAUAAAAAAGGUGAAAGAAGUGAAAUGGAAUGAAAUAUUUGUUCCAUCUUUGAUCUGUAAAGCAGAAAACAUAACCAAAGUCUUAGGAGUUUUUUUUUACUUGGAUUGUAAAUAUAUUUUUCAAGAAGAUGCAGGGUGCUCACUUAUAGAGUGUAUAAUAAAUAAUAACGGUUUUACAAAGUUCAUUGAGCGUGGUGAAAAGAAUUUCUUGAACAUUGCACUUGACAUUGCUUAUGGUUUGGAUGCCUUACAUUUUUUAAAUCUUUGUCAUUGUGACAUCAAGCCUGGAAAUAUUUGCGCCAAACGUAACCCUGAUAACUCAUGGAAUGCAAAAUUAAUAGAUUUUGGUUCCAGUAAGCAUGCACAAGAAAAGUGUGGAAUCAGCGGGAUCACCCCAGAAUACCUCCCUCCUUCAGCAAAUAAAAUUCUACUUCUUGGUUCUAAGAUGCUAAGCCUGGACUGCACAGAUGAUGUUUGGGCUUCAGGAAUGGUGAUAUUGUUUCUUAUGAUUCAUGAUCAUCCCACAAUGGCACAUUAUAAAUCAGAAUUAGAAAAGAAUAGUCCAAAUAUACAGAAGAACAACAGUCCAAAUAAACAGAAUGACAGUCCAAAUAUACACUACAGGAAGGCAGUUAUGAGUAUGAUAGAGAAGUUGACUGAUCCGCUGCCGGACUUUUUUCUUCCUAAAACACCUGUAGUAACUGCCACAUUACUACAAAAUGUUCUUGUUGUGGAUCGUCACAAGAGAUGGACUGCUAAGGAAAUGUGUGAUUUCUUGAAUGCAAAAAUUGAUAAUCUUGACUUGACAAGCCAGACAGAAUUUAAUAGUAGUCAGAUUGAAAGUUCUAUGGAAGAUGUGGACAUAAAGACAUGUAAAGGCAAGCGUGGACCAUGCAUACCUGUUACACAGGAGCCAGCUCCCGACAUUAAAAAAUUCCUAUCUCAGUAUGGUAGAAGGCAGCAUGAUAUGGCAAAAGCAGAUUUGCAAAAACAACCUGGUAAUGUUACUCCAGUAGGUGCUGGAUCUUCCUUUGCUAGACAAACUGGUCAAUUCGAAGCUAACACUAGACUAUGCUGCGAAGGGAAACUACUUAGAAGCAGAUCACCAUUGAGACUAAAUAAAGUAGAUUCAGUCUGGGGCACAGUAACAAAUGAAGUAGAGCCGACUAGGGACCGAGUGCUAAAUAAAGUUGAGCCAGCUAGAAGCACAGUGCUAAAUAAAGUUGAGCCAGCUAGAAGCACAGUGCUAAAUAAAGUUGAGCCAGCUAGAAGCACAGUGCUAAAUAAAGUUGAGCCAGCUAGAAGCACAGUGCUAAAUAAAGUUGAGCCAGCUAGAAGAACAGUGCUAAAUAAAGUUGAGCCGACUAGGGACAGAGUGCUAAAUAAAGUUGAGCCAUCUAGGAGUAGAGCACCAUAUCCAGUAGAGUCCAUCUGUGGUCAAGUACCACAUGAGCUAGGACCUGUUUGGACCAAAUUACCAAAUAAAGCAGGGUAUGUUAGAAGAAGAACAUCAAACGAGGGAAACCCACAGUGUAAAGAAGAGCAAGACUCGUGGGGACUGCAAAUUAAAAAAUUACCUUUCGUGGGAGGGUUAACCACCCAAAAAUUUGAACCCUGCCAGCCUCAGGUGCAUCCCUCAACCUCGGUGGAACAGGACAUGGACUACAUUAUCCACUCAACUCCAGAGUGUGAGAACAUCCCAGACUUUGAAGCAUUGUUUUAAUAAACAUUAUUAUUUCUGGGUUCCUAAAUUACCAUUUUCUGCUCAAAAUGUGAACCUCCAAAAAGGUUAAGAACCACUGAUCUAGCAGAAGCUCUUUUAUGUUAAGGCACAGUAUAACUAAUGACUAUUGUAACUGUCACUAAUAGCAACAUUUUGUAUUUAAUAUUUUUCCAGUGUUAGCUUUCUUGUUAAGAAAAACAUUUCUGUUAGCGUAUUUUUUCAUGUGGCUUAUUUUUUGUAAAUGUAUGUUUUAUAGCUUUACUUCAUUUUAUUACUUGUUUUAUAUAUUAAAAAAAUUAGCUUAAAGUUUUUAAUGUAUGGCCCUUACAGUUACUUAUGAACAUUCCUUUUUGCAUUCUAACACUAUAACAUUU
Messenger RNA from Physella acuta, 2570 nucleotides. RefSeq lists its product as uncharacterized. The record is from RefSeq and is a predicted model, not a curated record. Gene Ontology annotation, molecular function: ATP binding; protein serine/threonine kinase activity. Gene Ontology annotation, cellular component: nucleus; cytoplasm. Lineage: Eukaryota; Metazoa; Mollusca; Gastropoda; Physidae. Gene Ontology annotation, biological process: protein phosphorylation; mitotic DNA damage checkpoint signaling.